AAGAGGGGGGAAAUACAGAGGGAAGAAGGCAUGGAAAUGUGAGAAUUUAAUGAAAAAGCAUCAAAAUGCUGAUGUUACGGUUAAAAGCUAAGAAAAUACAGCAAGAGGGGAACGCAUUAAAAAAGCGAUUAAAGGGGGGUAGGAAAUGUAAAAGUAUUUUUAUCUGACCAUUGAAUUGGUCAUCUGAAGAAAGAAGCCUGUUUUUCCCACCGCACCAGGGAAGAUACUUGUAAAAAUACAACUAAAAGGUGGAGUAAAAAUACAAAAUUUGGAAGUUGGUUUGGGGAACGAUGAACCAAGCAAUUGGUUGUCGGGCUACACUCUCCCGUCACCUGAAGACGCCAGCCCUGCGCUUUCUUGCCUGCUCUGCACUUGCUGGGGAACCUUUCCUGGGAGCCUCCCGCGGGAGCGCGCUCCUCUUGAAUUCGGAGGCCGAAGAAGCAGCCAGCGAGAAUAAACAACUGAAACGCUGCGCGGUGCCGGCUCCGAGGCCCCGGGAAGCGGGCUCGGUGGUUGGGUCCGGCGGGGUGGCCGAGAGGUCAGCCAGGCGCCCCCAGACACGGAGAAGCAACGUGCCCCCGGCAUUGCGCGCGGCCCUAGGCCGGCGGCGCGGAAACCUGAAACCGGGUGGCGGCUCCCAAUCCCAGACGCGCCGGCGCUCGUUCACCGGCCUCCUCUGGCGCCGCGGGUCCAGGCCUCCCUCCUAGAGGCCGCCGCCUGCGGGUGUGCCGAGAAGGCGUGGUCCCCAACUCGCCGUUAUUUGCUAAUCAUCGCAGCCUCCGGCUCCUCCUGGGGCGAUGCUCCGACUGCGUAAUCCAGCGCGCAGAGACUGGGUCCGGCUCUACCGAUUCCUCUGCAAACCUCUUUUAACCUAUUUCCAUAUCGAUCGGGCAGAGCCGAUUUCCUGCGCGGGAGACCUUGAGGACUUUCAUGGAGGCAUCAUGUAAUAAUGUGGAAAAGAGUCAGUGACCUAGUCCCGGGCCCAUACCAAAGUUGCUGAUGCUGAAUGUGGAAAUUUGGCAUUCACAUCCAUUCUCUCCUGCCUCUCAUGUGCCUGCUUGUCCGGCAGAAACUGGAAAGUAGAAACAUUUCCUGGACCCCCUUUCAGCUAGAGUUCUGAAUGCUAAAUUAGGGUCUGAUCUCGUUCCUCCUCCAUUAUCUUUUUCUUAAUUAUAGACCAUGAGGGAUGAAGAUAAAACAAUUGAACGUGAAGAUUUAGAACCAUCCACAGGUGUGAAUCCCACAGCCUAUAUGCCUCCAGAAACACAGGAGCAAACAAUUGUAAACCUCAAAAGUGUGGAUGGAAAUGAGCCAACAGAAGGAAGUAAUCUGUUAAAUAGCAGUGAAAAAAGGCCACAAGAAACACCAAAUGAAUCAAAUCAUCUGCAAAGACUAAGACAAACAUUUGCUUGCCCUCCACAUGGCUUACUGGACAGAGUAAUUACAAAUGUUACCAUGGUUGUUCUUCUGUGGGCUGUAGUUUGGUCAAUUACUGGCAGUGAAUGUCUUCCUGGAGGAAAUCUAUUUGGAAUUAUAAUCCUGUUCUAUUGUGCUGUGAUUGGAGGUAAACUGUUGGGGCUCAUUAAGUUACCUACAUUACCUUCGCUGCCUCCUCUUCUUGGCAUGCUCCUUGCUGGGUUUCUCAUCAGAAAUAUCCCAGUCAUCAGUGAUAAUGUACAGAUCAAGCACAAGUGGUCAUCCUCUUUGAGAAGCAUUGCCCUGUCUAUCAUAUUGGUUCGUGCUGGUCUUGGGCUUGAUUCAAAGGCCUUGAAGAAGUUGAAGGGCGUCUGCGUAAGACUAUCCAUGGGUCCUUGUCUUGUGGAGGCGUGCACAUCUGCUCUUCUCGCACACUUCCUAAUGGGUUUACCAUGGCAAUGGGGAUUUAUACUGGGUUUUGUUUUAGGUGCUGUAUCUCCAGCUGUUGUGGUACCUUCAAUGCUCCUUUUGCAGGGAAGAGGCUAUGGUGUUGACAAAGGUGUCCCAACCUUACUCAUGGCUGCAGGCAGCUUCGAUGACAUUCUGGCCAUCACAGGCUUCAACACAUGCCUGGGCAUAGCAUUUUCCACAGGCUCCACAGUUUUUAAUGUCCUCAGAGGUGUUUUGGAGGUUGUAAUAGGUGUGGCAACUGGAUCUCUUCUUGGAUUUUUUAUUCAGUACUUCCCAAGCAGUGACCAGGGCAAACUUGUGUGGAAGAGAGCAUUUCUCAUUUUGGGGUUCUCUGUGCUGGCUGUGUUCAGCAGCAUGAAUUUUGGUUUCCCAGGAUCUGGAGGAUUGUGCACAUUGGUCAUGGCCUUCCUAGUAGGCAUGAGAUGGACCAGCAAAAAGGCAGAGGUUGAAAAAAUAAUUGCAGUUGCCUGGGACAUUUUUCAGCCCCUUCUUUUUGGGCUGAUUGGCGCAGAAGUAUCUAUUGCAUCUCUCAGAGCAGAAACUGUUGGGCUCUGUAUUGCCACAUUGGGCAUUGCAGUAUUGAUACGAAUUUUGACUACAUUUCUGAUGGUGUGUUUUGCUGGUUUUAACCUAAAGGAAAAGAUAUUUAUUUCUUUUGCAUGGCUCCCCAAGGCCACAGUCCAGUAUUUUUCAAGAAGAGAGUGACACAGAAAUGGCAUGACCCAUCUUAGUGUUUGGAAAUACUCCCAUUUUAACAUGACUGAUUAUCAGUGAUGCUUGGACACAGUUUUUAUAUAUAACAGAAAAAGAAGAUUAUUGGUAAAUAACUCAGAAAAUGCUUUCUUGACUUCCUAGAUUAUCAGUUGAUAGUAAGUUAUUCAAACAAGCUAACAUUCCUGCCGAUGUCUCAUUCACUUGACAUGAAAUUUUACAUUCUAAUAAGCAAGUGAUCAAGAAAGCAUUUACAGAUAGGUGUUUAAAGCUGUUGAUCAUGGAUUUGGUAGGAUAUCUGUAAUUACUAACUAAAUUAGAACUGUAUAAGCUGUGAUUUGUUGCAAAUAUAAUACAUUACUCAUUGUAUCAUGUGUUUUCAAACUAAUUGUAGCAAACCAGGUUUCAUGUUUCACCCCAGAUUCUUUUGCAAUUAUUAAAUAUGCAAAUUUCUACUUUCAUGGAAUUAAAAAUCAGGUGUUCUUAAUUUAAGAAGCUUUGGGGGAUGUGUAUACUCUGUAAUUAUAUGCCAGAUUUUGUGAGACAAUUGGGCAUUAUUCCAGAGAAGUCCCUCCCCUCCCAUCAGACUUUCAAAGAUACCUGAGAAAUAAUGAGGUUACUGUAGUACAAUAAGUGGAAUAACUUCUGACUCACUAUGUCUCCACCUUUCACUCAAUUUCUAUUAGCUUUGGCAGAUAAAUAUCAACAUAUUUAUCUAGUAGCUUUUGUAUGAAAGAUUUGUUACAAAAUGUCAAGAUGUGAAAGAAGGCACUUUCCUUCCAUCAAGCUAAAUUUUUAAAUAAGGAAAAAAUAUAUAGGAUGUGUUGGAUGUUUGUUCUAUAGAGGCAAGUAUUAUGUAGAAAUUUUUUUUCUCCUUUUGCCACUUCACAAGAAACAAAACAUAUAUAUAUAUAUAUUUUUUUAAGCUUCUUUGUCCAUGACCCUCUAUAAGAAAUAUAUUUUACAUCACAACCCAGCAUAUAUACAAACCCCAAAGCAUGCACACACGUACACAUACACACAGAGAGAACUGAAAGAAAGAUACUGUGCUGAAAUGUGUGCGGUUCUUACCAAGAAUCUAUGAAGCAUUAAAUUAGUUAUGGUAUAAGAUAAGCUGCAGUAACAAAGAGCCUCCAAAAUGAAUCUCAGGGAGAUUCACUCCCCUGAGAGUCAUGCCCCUUGUUGGGGGGGAGGUUAAUGAAUUUGUUUGCCGAGUUGGGCUUAGAAAUGAUUAUCAUAACAUAAUAUUAAGUGAGAGGCCAGCAUGGACAUGCCAAAGCUGACAGGGUAACUGCCAUCCUCAGUGUGUAACUUCCAUUCAUGGGCCCAAGGUGACAGUUCCAACUCUCACCAUGUUCCAUCCAGUGAAGAGGAAAAAGAAUAAGGGACACACUUGCUCCAUUCUUCAGGGCGCAAUCUAUAAGCAGUAUUUAUCACUUACGCUCACCACUCAGUGGCCAGAACUUAGAAACACAGCUUUAUCAAGUUGCAAAGGAGGCUGGACAGCUUUGUGACAGGCUAAAACUCAGGAGUUCUAAUAUUGAAGAGAAAAGGGGAGCGUUCAGAUAUUUGUAGACAACUCUGUCAUUGGAUCUGAUAUUUUCACUUCUGUUUUCAUUGUCGUGGAGGCUAACAUUGUUGUGCUCUGUAGAAUAAACUGAUAAUAAGAUUGAUUAGUAUAUAUUUCCCCAGGUGCAUUCAUAAUAUUGCACUUUGUCUCUAAAAGAAAAUGAGAAUUUUCAUAAUACUUUCAGAAGAUAAAUUCUAUUUUUUCAUUUUUUUUAUUGUGAACUUAAACAUCUAGACAUAACAGUGAUAACUUUCAGUGUACAAUUUUACAA
Molecule: messenger RNA, 4439 nt
Organism: Choloepus didactylus (southern two-toed sloth)
Lineage: Eukaryota; Metazoa; Chordata; Mammalia; Pilosa; Megalonychidae
Gene: SLC9B2
Product: solute carrier family 9 member B2
Exons: 13
Coding region: 1180-2592 (470 amino acids)
Biological process (GO): proton transmembrane transport
Cellular component (GO): membrane
Molecular function (GO): antiporter activity
Source: RefSeq, a predicted model, not a curated record